This is a messenger RNA of Rhagoletis pomonella (apple maggot), 774 nucleotides long. RefSeq lists its product as uncharacterized. The record is from RefSeq and is a predicted model, not a curated record. The transcript is spliced from 3 exons. The annotation marks the transcript as partial. NCBI's taxonomy places the organism in Eukaryota, Metazoa, Arthropoda, Insecta, Diptera, Tephritidae.
AUGUGGCUCCCUGCUACUCAAGCCAAACGGCACAAUCAGCCUCCACGGCUACCCGCUCGCGCAACGCACCCAACACCCGAAGAGCCUGCACGGCUCCGAGAAGCUCCUCUGGGCAGCAGCAAACCUCCCAACCGAAUGGACUGCGAACUACAGCGCCCCAUGCUGCAGAGCGCCACUGACGCAGACAACAGCGCCCCCAUUGCAGCCACCUACCAACAGGCAGCAACAGCAAGCGCGUCAGAUGCAACAGGCCCAAGCCUGGCCAAUGAUAGUAGGGGAAACCUUUUGGCUGAGCAGAUAGACGAUUCGACAUUCUGCACCAUCAACGAUGACGCCCCCACCAGGAUUAUGGGUAGCUGCAGCAGCUCGCCAGACCUAAAAAUUGCUAGCGCUGGUUUGAUCAAUAGCAUCUCAUGGCGACCUCUGCUAACACUAGCAUCAGACCAUCUACCCAUAGUCAUCUCGAUCAAUAAGCCCACCGACUUUGCUCCCGCGGACCACCGAACCUACACCAACUUCAACAAAGUUGAUUGGGACGGUUUCGCGGAAGUCACCGAGAGCAGCUUCGCCGCCCUUCCCACACCCACAAACAUACACACUGGCGAACGCCAGUUCCGCAGGGUAGUCACUGCCGCAGCGGCUCGCUUCAUUCCGUCCGGACGCAUCGCGGAAGUCCGCCCAAAUUUCCCGGCCGAAGCAGCUGUCGACCCCGGGGACCCCCGUCUGAGGGACCUUAAUUUGGAGAUUCGGCAACUGGUAAAUCAGCAUAAGCGG